AUGCUUCACCCUUCGGGGAAAGGAGAGACCAGCUUGAGGGAUGUUUCUGCACAGGGUAUCAUUUCCACCUUAACGACCAAUACAGUGGGUCCCCUGGUCAUGGCCAAGUAUUUCUCCCCCCUUCUUCUUAAGGGCAGUGGUGGAUUUGGUCAGCAGCCUGCAGAGAAAGCCAAACAGCACAGCGGGAUCAUUGUUAACAUCACAGCGAAAGUGGGAUCAAUUGGAGACAAUGGUCUUGGAGGUUGGUACAGCUACAGAAUGUCUAAAGCAGCUCUCAACAUGGCCACUAGGAAUUUGUCUAUAGAGCUGGGCCGCAGUCGACCCAAGGUUGUUUGUGUGUCCCUACAUCCAGGAACAGUGAACACAGACCUCUCCAGGCCUUAUCACCGGAAUGUGCCAAAAGACAAGCUGUUCAGCGCUGAACACUCUGUGAACUACCUAAUGAGCAUCGUUGACACACUAAAUAUAGAAAAGACUGGAAAAGCGUACAGCUGGGAUGGAACUGAACUUCCGUGGUAG
Molecule: messenger RNA, 519 nt
Organism: Pelmatolapia mariae (spotted tilapia)
Lineage: Eukaryota; Metazoa; Chordata; Actinopteri; Cichliformes; Cichlidae
Exons: 4
Coding region: 1-519 (172 amino acids)
Cellular component (GO): cytoplasm
Molecular function (GO): oxidoreductase activity
Source: RefSeq, a predicted model, not a curated record